This is a messenger RNA of Bursaphelenchus okinawaensis, 318 nucleotides long. The record is from the annotation of a GenBank genome assembly. NCBI's taxonomy places the organism in Eukaryota, Metazoa, Nematoda, Chromadorea, Rhabditida, Aphelenchoididae.
AUGAGAUUCUUUAUCAUCCUUCUUUUGGCUUUUUUGGCUGUCACUGCUCUUGGUAAGUUUUGAACUUACAAGUUUUUUUAAUUUAAAUUUCGUAUUUUAAAGCCUAAAAACAACGUUUUUUAAAAUUCUGUAGGAGCCGCCCACCACGGUAAGAAGCCCGUUCACAAGAAGCCAGCUCACCACCCUCCAGCCCACAAAGGACCAGCUCACAAAGCCCCAGCCAAAGCCGGUACUAAAGCUCCAUCUGGAACUGGUGCCACUUCAGUUGCCAAGAGUACUGGUGUUGCUGCGGCCGCUACUACUGCCAAAGCUUCUUAA